Messenger RNA from Parnassius apollo (apollo), 300 nucleotides. The record is from the annotation of a GenBank genome assembly. NCBI's taxonomy places the organism in Eukaryota, Metazoa, Arthropoda, Insecta, Lepidoptera, Papilionidae.
AUGGCGUUUUUCCUGUGUCAACUUAAAGAAGAAAAAGAAGUAGUGAUCAAAUGCUCUGACACGGAUAUCCUCGUCAUCGUCCUUGCAAACAUGGAACAACUACCAGCGUCACUGAAGGUUUGGACAUUAUUUGGCGCCGGAAACAAUCGUCGUUACAUUAACAUAAACAAAGUGUAUGACGUACUGGGAAGCAAAAAAUGCUCAGGCUUAUCGGCUUUCCAUGCCUUAACCGGGUGCGAUUUCAAACCUGCAUUUUACCGCAAGGGAAAAGUAACCGUGGGAACCGUAUUCUGCCAAUGA